Molecule: messenger RNA, 330 nt
Organism: Darwinula stevensoni
Lineage: Eukaryota; Metazoa; Arthropoda; Ostracoda; Podocopida; Darwinulidae
Source: the annotation of a GenBank genome assembly
AUGGAAGUGGAAGGAAGGGGGAUCGGUACAGCCUGGUAUUACGCGUCGGGCCCUCUCCAGGUGGAGUUCGUCCUCGUCCUUCUCCUCGUCAUCGAUAUCUUGGUGAUCGUCGUCAGCCUCAUCAUUGCGACUACUUCAUUCCUUUACGCCGCCAACAAAUUUCUUCUCCCUGUCGCCUUCCUCGGCAGGAGUCUCUUCGGGAACGAGAACCCACUGGCUGAUCUGAUGAAUCCUAAUUUCUGGGUGCAUGAUGAUGUGAAUGGCUUUGUUCACCAGCUUUGCUAUGUCUUCUCCAUCCAGUGGGCAUCAUCCAUCACGUCCGCCACUUGA